AUGCGGAUUAUUAUUAUUAAAGAGACGACUACCAGGUUUUUGUCCUGUCUGAGGUCCUUCAAUUCACUGAACCAUCUAUACAUUUCAGACUCAUCUCUCAGUUUUCCCUCCUUCAUCCCUCAACUACUAUCCAGCACAGUGCUAUCAGCUGAGAGAGUGACGUCACAAUGCUAUGAAGGACUGAUCUCGUCGCUCCCUGGUUUGGUAAAGUUCGAUAUCACACUGAUAAUAGGCCAGUCGGAUGUCCUCAGGAUAACCAAAUGCCAUCUGUCUUCUGAGAUGACUGCUAGAAUGUGGUCUUGUCUGAGACCCUUCACCUCACUGAACCAUCUCACCAUUUCAGACUCAUCGCUCAGUUUCUCUCUAUCACCUCCUGAACUACCGUCCGUCACAAUGCUAUUAGCUAAUAAACUGACGUCACAAUGCUACCAAGGGUUGAUCUCGUCACUACCUGGGUUGCGAGAUAUUGAUGUCCAAAAUGCAGCUACAGAUGACUUUGUUGAAUUUAUCGAGUCUUCAACACGUUUGACUUCAUUGCAACGAAUUGAGAUAAAAACUCUUGAUAGAUGGCGAUUCGACUUUGAUACCGCGAAAGGUGUUCAGAUAACCAAAUGCCAUCUGUCUUCUGAGAUGACUGCUAGAAUGUGGUCUUGUCUGAGACCCCUCACCUCACUGAACCAUCUCACCAUUUCAGACUCAUCGCUCAGUUUCUCUCUAUCACCUCCUGCACUACCGUCCAUCACAAAGCUAUUAGCUAAUAAACUGACGUCACAAUGCUACCAAGGGUUGAUCUUGUCACUACCUGGGUUGCGAGAUAUUGAUGUCCAAAAUGCAGCUACAGAUGACUUCGUUGAAUUUGUCGGGUCUUCAACACGUUUGACAUCAUUGCAACUACUCAAGAUAAAAACUCUUGAUAGAUGGCAAUUCGACUUUGAUACUGCGAAAGGUGUACAGGUAACCAAAUGCCAUCUGUCUUCUGAGAUGACUGCUAGAAUGUGGUUAUGUCUGAGACCCCUCACCUCACUGAACACUCUCACCAUUUCAGACUCAUCGCUCAGUUUCUCUCUAUCACCUCCUGAACUACCGUCCGUCACAAAGCUAUUAACUAGUAAACUGACGUCACAAUGCUACCAAGGGUUGAUCUCGUCACUACCUGGGUUGCGAGAUAUUGAUGUCCAAGAUGCAGCUAGAGAUGACUUUGUUCAAUUUGUAGAGUCUUCAACACGUUUGACAUCACUGCAUCGACUCAAGAUAAAGUGA
This is a messenger RNA of Lytechinus variegatus (green sea urchin), 1260 nucleotides long. RefSeq lists its product as uncharacterized. The record is from RefSeq and is a predicted model, not a curated record. The transcript is spliced from 8 exons. Bases 1 to 1260 code for a protein of 419 amino acids. Lineage: Eukaryota; Metazoa; Echinodermata; Echinoidea; Temnopleuroida; Toxopneustidae.